GUGGAAUUUCUGCGGCCGUAACAUGUUUACCUGGGCUGGCUGUCGUGGAAAUGAACCGUGCGGGACCCGUUAUCGCUCCGGAACAACUCACCGUUCCUGCGUGGUUCUCGCCUGCAGGGAGAGCACACUAUAGUACAAAUGCUUGAUGAAUAUGUGAUACCGAGAAGCGAUGUGAAGUACACUUACCAACCAACGGAAGCUACGGAGACCGAUUCUGCGCCCAGCUCCAGUACUUGGACAUCGAUCGACAGCACAGUCAGUACUGGCUAUACAUACAGUGACUCGCGCCGCUUGAGCGACUCUUCUAUUGCGACUGUUUCGACCUUUUUACCAACAUAUUCUAUUACGAGCCCUUUUUCGACUCAGACUACCGAGUUACCAACAUACUCGACUGUGUUCCAUGAACCAGAGACGCCUUCCCGAUCUGGAUUUGAACAUCAUCGUGAUACGGUCCAUCAAUUCUAUAUGCCUACCAGUAAAGGAAAGCCAUGGGCCAUUGUGAGGUUGAAAAGCAACGCGCGAUCACACACAGAUGCCCCGCAUUACUUUGCUGGUAAUCACGUUUCGGGGAUGUUUGCUCUCCAUCUCACAGAACCUACUCAACUCAAAGACAUCACUCUUGCGAUCAGAGGCCAAAUUAUUACAGGCGAAUACUGUAAUGAUAUCGCUGCAUAUACCUUUCUCGAUGAACUCAUCACCAUCUGGUCCAAAGACUGGGGUGAUCCGGGAGGUUCGCCGUUUAGUUCAAGUACCAAGUUCUCUGGAAAACUCUCGGGGGACUAUUCUUGGCCUUUUGAUCUUCCAUUUCCGACGGGUUUGUCUCACCAGGUCGGAAAUGCAUCCACUGCGACUCUCAUACGUCUCCCUGAUUCGUUCCGAGAAGCCAAUUGUAAUGGCAGCGUCCGAUAUCAACUGAUUUUUCGGGUUAAUAGAGGCAAAUUGCAAACGAAUAGCAAGUUACAAAUUCCUGUCCUGUACACCCCUAGGGUCACUCCUGAACCAAUGUCUCUAUUACGCCAGAUGGCGUAUGAAAACAGUCUUCCGCUGGCAGGACCAGACUCUGAUCCUGCUGGGUGGCAUACUCUCCCACCAGUGAUCUCCACCGGUAAACUUUUGGAUGGGAGCAGUGGAACGCUGCAUUGCACACUUUCAUUACCCCUCCCGCUCGUAUAUACCCGAGGAUCUGUUACUCCGUGUUAUUUGCGUAUGCAUAGUACCGAUAUCCGAAUUUUCCGCGCUCUCGACCUCCCAAAGGCAAUUAACUUAAUCUUGCGGCGUCGCAUCACGUAUUUAGAACCAAGAAUUGGAGUAAAGAAACGCCUACAGGACUGCACAGAAACAGCCGUCAUCGAUGUAUCAAAGGUCAUCUGGUGGUCGCCUGAUUCUCCUGACGACCCUCUCAGGCGAAUAUUCGAGGGCGAGCUCCAUAUACACAAACAGCUACCUGCUGCUUCGGAUUACGAGUUGUUCAGUAUCGAGUACGCCAUAGAACUUCUUCCCUUCAAGUCCCCCGGGUUCAUUCCUUUUAACAAAGAAUCCCUCUUGUCCCAGGUAGUGGAAGUAGCCACAGAGUUUGCCGAUGGUCCAAUCCCUAAGGCGUUGACGACGGCACCGAAACCCGACUUCCUGUACCGCACACAGGAUGCUGAUGCGUUUCUUCUUCUGAAUAGCCCUGACACAGGGGGAUUGUCCGUGCAUCAGCGUUGAGCUAGAGUAUGUAACACACCACGAUAGUUUUCAUGCGGAAAGAUUUUGUGUGUAUUUGCGUUGAUUCCUGACGAACUGAAGGACUCUUUUGGAUGGAAAGUGUGAUAUAUAAGCCCCACUGAACACGAAUUCUCCAAAAAAUCGACGCUCGACGCAGCGCCGUGCAUCGACUCCGCUGCUGGUAUAUGACCAUAGUAAUCGCUAUGGGUGGCAGGCAUCCAUUAGGUUUAAACUUGACACCGCCCAGGAUACUUAACACUGAAACUUAC
This is a messenger RNA of Desarmillaria tabescens, 1976 nucleotides long. RefSeq lists its product as uncharacterized. NCBI's taxonomy places the organism in Eukaryota, Fungi, Basidiomycota, Agaricomycetes, Agaricales, Physalacriaceae. The record is from RefSeq and is a predicted model, not a curated record. The transcript has 8 exons. Bases 139 to 1707 code for a protein of 522 amino acids. Gene Ontology annotation, biological process: protein transport. Gene Ontology annotation, cellular component: cytoplasm.